AUGUCCGAAUCUACCUGGGAAAAGACAAAGCGAUUCUCCAAAAAGGGCUUCGACAAAACAUGGGCGACCGUCGACAAACUUGGCGCCCCGGUUAAUCGCCUCUCCAAUAAGCUUGGCGCCGAGGCCUUUUGGCCUAUGGCCAUCGACAAAGAAAGCGACAAAGCCGCGCGCAUUUUGCGCAGUUUCUGCAAAGAUGGUUUCUAUGCCGCCGAUACCGAGGACGGAUAUGACGAGAAUGGCAAAAUCAAUCGCCCCAAGGGCAAGCAAAAGGUCAUCAAGAAGAUUCCGUCGCAAGUCAUCAAAAAUGCCAAAGGUAUCGCUGUCUUCACCACCAUGCGAACCGGCCUUUGGGUGAGUGGUUCGGGUGGAAGUGGUGUGUUGCUCGCUCGGAUCCCCGAGACAGGCGAAUGGAGCCCGCCAUCUGGUAUCAUGCUGCACACUGCUGGCAUUGGUUUCCUCGCUGGUGUCGACAUCUACGACUGUGUCGUCAUCAUUAAUACUCAGCAAGCUCUAGAGGCGUUCAAGAAGCUGCGCUGCACACUCGGUGGCGAGGUUAGUGUGGCGGCUGGUCCCGUUGGAAUGGGUGGCGUGCUCGAUUCCGAGGUUCACAAGCGUCAGUCCCCGAUCUGGACCUACAUGAAGAGUAAGGGUCUUUAUGCGGGUGUGGCCGUCGACGGCACUAUCAUUAUCGAGCGAAGCGACGAGAACGAACGCUUCUACGGCGAGCGAAUCUCCGUUACCGAUAUCCUCGCCGGCAAAGUCCGCCACCCACCUGCGUCGAUCAAUACCCUUCUGCAAACCCUCAAAGCCGCUCAGGGAGACCGCGACGUGGAUGAAAGCCUGAUUCCGGCUCCUGGCGAGACCCCUGGCGACAUUGAACUCGACGACGGCCACGCCUUCGGUGUCCCCUCGGCCGAAGACCCCGAUCCGUAUGGAGUGAAAGCGUUGGAGGCUGAGGGGUUGUUUAUUCGGGAGGCCAGCACCAAGGUGAGGCCAAGCCCCGAGACCUUUGAGUUCCGGCCCAAUCCGAGCAGCCCGGUCUAUGCGACUUUUUCGCGGCGCAGCCUUGACAGCUCGCCGCGGAACAGCUGGCGGACCAGUAUGCAGAGUUAUUCCAGCGUGAAUCGCGGGACUCAGACGGAUAGCAGUACCCAGACGGAUUUCCCGCUAACAACGCCCACUUCAGUGAGCCGAGCGUCUUCGCGGAGUGCGAAGGAAUCGACGGGUGUUUCUGAGAAUCCCGAGGAGAGAUGGGAGGCAGUGCCGAUCGGUGGCGAGGAAGAGGACAAGGAUUUGUUGGAUGCGAAGAGACUGAUUGCACGAGCGGAGAUUGAAAAUGAAAACGAAGAAGACCAGCCAAUUGACUAUGACGACGACUUUGAGGUCCAUGAAGUUACCAACGCGACUAUCACCAAGCAGGAGCGAGCUGUCGAGUCACCUGUUGAAGAACGUCCGGCUACUGCGGACUCUUCGCGCAGCUCACCCAAUUUCACUCGCGCUCGUCUCGUCACUAUCAAUAAAAAUAAACGACCUACCCCACCGGCCUUACCUCCCCGUCACCCCCGUCACACCUGGGGAUCGGGUUCUAGUCGCGAAUCUACCUCUCCCACUGGCCUCUCGCAUUCUAGUCGCAGCACCGAGCCCACCGAAACUACCGGUGAUUCGGGUGACCUGACUGAGCCGGCUAGCGGAUUUGCGGCCUUGCCCUCGAAUGUGACCAUGCUCCAGACGAACACUGCUCUGCCAGUUGUCGUUGACGAGGAUGAUUUUGACGAGGAGGACCUCAAGUCUGAGCCUGAGACGCCAGCCGAGAAAGAUGAAUUCCACUCAGUCAAUGGAGACGUCGAGGAGUCUGAGCCCGCGGAGGAAAAUGUCUUCCAGACUCCGAUUGGUGAUGUUCCAGCUUUGGAAACCGAGAAGAUCGAGAAAGAUGAGCCGGAGACUACCUCUCCCAAAUCCGAUGUCUCUCUAAAGUCUGACGUCCCGGCAACUGAAACCAACGCCUCUGGUGAAGACCUUCACCUCGAUGCUUUGGAAGCUGCAGCAGAGAAGUCCAAUGUGCAACCCAAGACUGAGGAGUUUGAUGCCGACAAGGUCAACUCUGAAGACCAGAGCAAUGGUGUUGUCAACAUCCACUCUUUGAAUGCCCAGGCAGCUUGA
Molecule: messenger RNA, 2160 nt
Organism: Penicillium odoratum
Lineage: Eukaryota; Fungi; Ascomycota; Eurotiomycetes; Eurotiales; Aspergillaceae
Product: lipid-binding SYLF domain-containing protein
Exons: 1
Coding region: 1-2160 (719 amino acids)
Molecular function (GO): phosphatidylinositol binding
Source: RefSeq, a predicted model, not a curated record